Molecule: messenger RNA, 2579 nt
Organism: Biomphalaria glabrata
Lineage: Eukaryota; Metazoa; Mollusca; Gastropoda; Planorbidae
Product: cullin-2-like
Exons: 21
Coding region: 202-2424 (740 amino acids)
Biological process (GO): protein ubiquitination; SCF-dependent proteasomal ubiquitin-dependent protein catabolic process
Cellular component (GO): Cul2-RING ubiquitin ligase complex; SCF ubiquitin ligase complex
Molecular function (GO): ubiquitin protein ligase binding
Source: RefSeq, a predicted model, not a curated record
GAUUGAAUCAUUGAUGAGUCGUCAGUCGGACUUGACUCGGAGUGAAACAAUUAGAAUCUACAGUUCAAACACAAACAUUAUAAAUUAUAGAUUCUAACAUAACAGUAACGGUAGACUAGGUAGAUCUAGAUCUAGUAAUAGAUAAUAGAAUCAGAACAACACUCUACAACUAGAGGUACACAGCUGUACUCAUUCACUUAGAUGUCUCUGAAACCUAGACGUGUGGAUUUUGAUGCAACAUGGAAGUUGUUGAAAGAAACACUUGAGGGAGUUAUCACGUGUGGAUCUGUUCAGAGAGUCACUUGGAAUGAUCGGUUCUCAGAUGUGUAUAAGCUGUGUACAGCCCUUCCAGAGCCACAUGGUGACAGUUUAUAUCAAAGUACUAAAGAAUUCCUUGAAGAACAUGUUCGAUGUUUGCACCAGGAAAUCAUUUCUGCUGGUGAAGAGCACAUGCUUGAAAUGUAUCACAAACAUUGGGAACGUUUUAACACAGGUGCUGGAUAUUUGAACCAGUUAUACGGCUACCUCAACAAUACUUACAUUAAGAAGCAGAAAUAUUCGGAUGCAGAUAUGAACUAUGGUGUAUUCCCAGUGGAUGCUGAUUGUUUGCUUGAGAUUGGCGAGCUUGCUAAAGACAUCUGGAAAAAUGUGAUGAUAGAUCCUGUCAAACAUAAACUGGUGGUGCUCCUCUUACAAGAGAUUGCCAAGGACAGAACUGGUUAUGAUGUCAAUCAGACAGUAGUUCACAGUGUUGUGACAUCAUUUGUAGAUGUGGCUGAAUAUAAGAAAAAAUCUCCUUUAGAGUUAUAUCAAGAAAUAUUUGAAAAUCAGUUUCUGAAGGAGACUGGAGAAUUUUAUCGUCACGAAGCUGCCAGACUGAAGGCAGAUUGUACAUGUUCAGAAUAUUUAGAAAAGGUUAUUCAAAGGCUAGAUAAUGAAAAUUUUCGGAGUAGGAAAUUUCUUCAUAGCACUUCUUAUGCAAAAGUAACGCAUGAGGUACAGACACGAAUGGUUGCAGACAUCAUAGAUUUUCUGCAUGGAGAAUGUAAGGACAUGGUGGAGCAGGAGAAAAGAAAAGAUUUAACCAACUUGUACAUACUGUUAAAGCCAAUUCAUAAAGGUCUGGAAGUUUUGGUGAAGGAAGUAGAAAGUCAUAUCAAACAACAAGGGAUCCAGUCAGUUGUUAGUCUUAAGAAUGACCCCACAUUUGUGGAAGCAAUGUUAAAAGUCUACCAUAAAUUCAAAGAAUUGAUUGCUGAUGUCUUUAAUAAUGAUCAGGCUUUCACUGGAGCUUUAGAUAAAGCUUGUUCUGCUGUAAUAAAUCAUAAACCUCAGAAUUCAAGGCAACCUAACAGAUCUCCAGAACUGCUGGCCAAAUAUUGCGACAGUUUGCUCAAGAAAAGUACCAAGGGUGUUGGGGAUGUGGAGCUGGAUGAGAAGUUGUCUGGUAGCAUCAUUAUAUUUAAAUACCUGGAUGAUAAAGAUGUCUUUCAAAGAUUUUAUUCACGCAUGCUGGCCAAACGUCUAAUUUACAGUCAGUCUGCUAGCAUGGAUGCUGAAGAAAGUAUGAUCACCAGACUCAAGCAAGCUUGUGGCUAUGAGUUCACUAACAAGUUACACAGAAUGUUCACAGAUGUUAGUGUUAGUAGUGAUCAUGUGGUCAACUUUUAUGCUUUCUUGAAUGAACGAAAUGCAGCAUUAGGAGUCAACUUCAACAUCUUAGUAUUUCAGGCAGGAGCCUGGCCAAUUACACAGCAAAAUAAUAUUUCUUUUCACAUACCACAACAGCUAGAAAAAAGUGUUCGAUUGUUUGAAGAGUUUUACAAUAAAAAAUUUAAUGGAAGGAAGUUGACAUGGAUGCAGGCAUUGAGUAAUGUUGAGCUAAAGCUGUGUUAUUUAAAAAAAUCCUACAUUGUGACCAUGAGCACAUUCCAGAUGGCAACAUUACUUCCUUUUGAAACGAGUGAUUCCCUGCAUUUCUCUGACAUCAGGACAAGUACAGACUUGCCAGAGAAGGAGCUGGUCAAACAGCUGCAAACACUUGUAGAUACCAAGAUAUUGUUGACACAUGAAAACUUAGUCACAGAGAAUUCAACAUUAGCCUUAAACUUAACCUACAGUAACAAAAGAACCAAAUUUAAGAUAAUGGCAGCUAUUCAAAAAGAAAAUCCUCAGGAAGUAGAAAGUACCCACUCAGCUGUAGAUGAAGACAGAAAGUUGUACUUGCAAGCAGCCAUUGUAAGGAUCAUGAAGGCCAGGAAAACAAUCAAACAUAAUAACUUAAUCCAGGAGGUGAUAAGUCAAGCCCGCAGUCGAUUUAGUCCCAGCAUUAGCAUGAUUAAAAAAAGUAUUGAGACAUUGAUAGAAAAAGCAUAUUUAGAGCGUGUGUCUGGCACAACAGAUGAAUAUAGUUAUAUUGCAUAGUUAUUGGAUGGCAGUAUUAGACUGCAGUGUAUGUACUAUUACAAACAUUGAAUCUGAUGUUGCAUGGAAUUAUUCAGUUCAGAAUUGUAUACACAAUUUGUGAUGAAAAUAAUUUUUUUUAAUGCAAAAUUUGAGUAAAAUAUUUUAAAAAAACA